Molecule: messenger RNA, 1865 nt
Organism: Betta splendens (Siamese fighting fish)
Lineage: Eukaryota; Metazoa; Chordata; Actinopteri; Anabantiformes; Osphronemidae
Gene: fntb
Product: farnesyltransferase, CAAX box, beta
Exons: 12
Coding region: 313-1608 (431 amino acids)
Biological process (GO): protein farnesylation
Cellular component (GO): protein farnesyltransferase complex
Molecular function (GO): protein farnesyltransferase activity
Source: RefSeq, a predicted model, not a curated record
CAUGAUGAAACCCAAACACUGAGAACAGAAGCCACGUCCAGGUUGAGCCCGUGCUGUGAUUCGAGCACGCGCCGCCCGUGGAGUGUGUUGACCCAUAACUCAUCACUUUUACACGACUCUCUUUGUGCGUUUCUUUGUCGUUGUUCGCGCUACACAGGAAACCCGUGGUUUGACCCACGGGAGCCGCCGUAGCGACUGUGCGCAGAGUUUCCGCUUGUUCGAACCUCGGCAGGAAAGUGAGCGAACUAUCAAAACAAACCGAGAGCCUCGCGUCGCCCGCAGCAUCGCCACCGCUAACGGGCGCUUCUCAUCAUGGACGGUUUGCCGACGCCUCUGCGGUGCUUCAGAGACGGACAUUCCGCAGAGUCGUUCGUGGACGACGGGGUGGAGACGGUGACUUCAGUGGAGCAGAAAAAAGUGGAACGCAGCAUCGAAGAAGUCAUCACCGUUUACAAGCAGAUCCACAGCCUGCCACAGCCAACGCUGUUGCGAGAACAGCACUACCAGUAUCUCAAGAAGGGCUUACGUCAUUUAUCCGAUGCUUAUGAGUGUCUGGAUGCUAGCAGGCCGUGGCUUUGCUUCUGGAUUCUUCACAGUCUGGAGUUACUAGAGGAGCCCAUUCCCGCUGCUGUCGCCUCAGAAGUGUGUCAGUUCCUGGCUCGCUGUCAGAGCCCGACGGGGGGGUUCGCGGGGGGUCCGGGACAACACGCCCACCUCGCUCCCACCUACGCCGCCGUGAACGCCCUGUGUAUCAUCGGCACCGAGGAGGCCUAUGACGUCAUAGACAGGGAGAAGCUGCUAGAUUUCCUCUGGUCAGUGAAGCAGCCAGAUGGCUCGUUUGUGAUGCACGUCGGCGGGGAGGUGGAUGUCAGGAGCGCGUACUGCGCUGCUUCCGUAGCGUCGCUCACAAACAUCCUGACGCCUAAACUGUUCGAGGACACGACCAGCUGGAUUCUCCGGUGUCAGAACUGGGAGGGCGGUCUGAGCGGAGUGCCCGGCCUGGAGGCCCACGGAGGCUACAGCUUCUGCGGCACCGCCGCCCUCGUGAUUCUAGGAAAGGAGCACAUGCUGGAUCUCAAAGCUUUGCUGCGGUGGGUGGUCAGCAGACAGAUGCGCUUCGAGGGAGGUUUCCAGGGCCGCUGCAAUAAACUGGUGGACGGCUGUUACUCGUUCUGGCAGGCUGGACUCCUGCCUCUACUGCACAGAGCCCUGUUCAAAGAAGGAGAGUCUGAGUUGAGUUGCCAGCGGUGGAUGUUUGACCAGCAGGCCUUGCAGGAGUACAUCCUCCUGUGCUGUCAGAACCCGAACGGGGGUCUUCUGGAUAAGCCUGGCAAGUCCAGAGACUUUUACCACACGUGCUAUUGCCUGAGCGGACUCUCCUUAGCUCAGAACUUUGGGAACGUGGACCUUCACCGUGAGAUGAUCCUUGGCAAGGAGGAGAACAGACUGGCUCCAACUCACCCUGUUUACAACAUUUGUCCAGAGAAGGUGGCUCAGGCCCUGCAGCACUUUCACCGUCUGCCUGUCCCCGAUGACAAAACACAAGCAGGUGGUCCUGCUGGCGACAGACUGCCCGACCCUGAUGCUGCCUCCAACGCUCAGUCCUAGUUAGUCAUCGGUGCGUGUGUGUGUGUGAACCAACCAACUCUGGGUAACGGACUCGAACCAGCAGCAGCCAGGCCUGAGGACGGUCGACCCUCGGUGGGAACGACGGCUGGAGUUUAGGAGGUUGAGGUCAACUGUUUGAGCAGCUUGACGCUCGGCUGAGUUUCGCUUGCAAUGCCUGUUUUCAACCCCUGAAAUGAAAGUGGAACUAUGUAAAGUUUAAUAUGAUCCAUGUUAAUAAAACUUUAUAUAGCACUUUU